Empidonax traillii (willow flycatcher) is the source of this 2749-nucleotide messenger RNA. It is a transcript of the gene NXPH1, whose product is annotated as neurexophilin 1. NCBI's taxonomy places the organism in Eukaryota, Metazoa, Chordata, Aves, Passeriformes, Tyrannidae. The coding region runs from base 755 to 1570 and encodes 271 amino acids. The transcript is spliced from 3 exons. Gene Ontology annotation, molecular function: signaling receptor binding. The record is from RefSeq and is a predicted model, not a curated record.
GAGCAGCGCAAGGCAGCCCGGGUAGGGCUCUAAUUCAUCACCCCGUUCAGCGGAGAGGAUGGGACGCCGCUAAACUCCCCUUCCUCCCUCCUCCCUUCCCCCUCGGCAAGCAAGCCCCCCCCCCUUCUCCCCCCUCCACUGCUCGCUCUCUCUCCCCAAGCAGUGAGGCUCGGACAGUGCUCGGCUCCAGCGCUUUAUUUUAAGAUGAUCGGCCAAGGUCUUUGCAGAUAGAUUUUAUCUGAAGUUAAAUAGCGGGCGCUCGCCGCUCCCUCGCCAAUAAGUCAUUUUUAAUAGAGACAAAUCGCCCUGGACGCCCCGGAGCGCCGGUGUCGCCGCUCCUGCCCUCGCCCCUCGCCGAAGGCGAGCGGGCAGUCCGGGCAGCUCCCUCCUCCCGUAAGUGUCCUGCUCGGCGGAGCCAGAGCGCGGCCGUGUGCGGAGAAGGGGAGGAGAGGGGGGGAGAGCCUUCCAGCCGCCCCGCCGCCCUGACAGUGCCUGCGCUGGAUGCACAGCGGUCGCGGGACACCUCGGCGCGGAGCGCGGCGAGGAGAUGCGCUGGGGCGGUGGGCUGUGCCGCGGCACUCAGCCCCUCUAGGCUCGCCCAUGGAGCACCUCGCGGAGCCCUGGCCGCCGUCGGAUCCCCCACGCCGCUGGUGAGAGCUCUGCUUGUUCUGUAAAGUGGAUGUCAGGUGGAUCUAUGUUCUGGAAGGAACAAAGAGGCAGCGAAGGCAGCGCGGGGGAAGUUUGAGCGGCGAGGAUGCAGGUUGUGUACUGGUACGCGGUCCUUCUGCUGCAGCCCACCCUCUACCUGGUUACCUGUGCAAAUUUAACAAAUGGAGGAAAAACAGAACUACUAAAAUCAGGAAGCUCCAAAUCCACACUAAAGCACAUAUGGACAGAAAGUAGCAAAGACUUGUCUAUCAGCCGACUGCUGUCACAGACUUUUCGUGGAAAGGAAAAUGAUACAGAUUUGGACCUGCGAUACGAUGCCCCAGAAACUUAUUCUGAGCAAGAUCUCUGGGACUGGCUGAGGAACUCCACAGAUCUGCAAGAGCCUCGACCCAGAGCAAAGAGACGGCCCAUCGUCAAGACUGGGAAAUUUAAGAAAAUGUUUGGCUGGGGAGAUUUUCAUUCCAACAUCAAGACUGUGAAGUUAAAUCUAUUAAUAACGGGGAAAAUCGUUGACCAUGGCAAUGGGACGUUUAGUGUUUACUUCAGGCAUAACUCUACUGGUCAAGGGAAUGUAUCUGUGAGCCUAGUGCCCCCUACAAAAAUAGUGGAAUUUGACUUGGCACAACAGACAGUGAUUGAUGCCAAAGAUUCCAAGUCCUUUAACUGUCGAAUCGAGUAUGAAAAGGUUGACAAGGCUACCAAGAACACACUCUGCAACUAUGACCCUUCAAAAACCUGUUAUCAGGAGCAGACCCAGAGCCACGUAUCAUGGCUCUGCUCCAAGCCCUUUAAAGUAAUCUGUAUUUACAUUUCCUUUUAUAGUACAGAUUAUAAACUAGUACAGAAGGUGUGUCCUGAUUACAACUACCACAGUGACACACCCUACUUCCCAUCAGGGUGAGGACCAACUUGUGUCUGAGACUGAAGCCUGGGGAAUAAGAGGUCAUAUGACAGGUCUGUAACCUCAAGGAGGAAGGCCACAUCUCUUGCCUGGAAUGUGUCUACCUGCUGCUGCUGCUGUCAAAUGGCUGCAAAUACGUUAGUGGAAAACAAUCUAAUGUAAUUUUUGCCCAGUCAGCUCCAUGUAUCAAUCUAGGUGUAAGUCACUAUGGAUUUGAAAUAAAACCAUACAUGUACACAGAGAUCCACAUACUUUUCAGCGCACAUUACUGAGAUUCCUAUUAAGAAAGCUUUCAUUGUCUCAUGUCUAAGGUUUAAGGAUAACUUCUCAUCAAGCAAAAUGGAUUUACUAGACAGAACAAGGUUUCUAACACAGACUGUUAUGGAAAUCUCCUUGAAAGUCCUUCGAGUACAUGCCAAUCAAUAAUCCCCACUCAUACAUUCUACUGCUUGAAGUAGCUGUACUGGUAAAUAAUACUGUAGGAGUAAAUACUUGUUAAAAAUGGGAAAAAUGUGUGUCUAGAGUUCAGUAUUCCUUAUUAUAUGAACACAGCAAAGCAUCAUGACUUUUUUCCAGCAUACAGUAGGCACAUUUGAGGUGGUGUUAGGUGGCUCUUUUUCCAUGGAGUGAGCCUGUUUCUAGUAAAGAUGGGCAAACAUUUGGAAUUUACAUUUGAGCAGACAUACUGGUUUCAUGUUUCUCUGACUCUUUAAGCUCUGAUUCUUUAAACUUGUUUAGGUCAGCUGAGUUACUUAAAAACUGUAAUUGAUCUCUAAGAAGGAAAAUGCCUGGUGGAGAACAUGUAAGUUAUAAGUGGCUGUCUUAUCUUUAUUACAAAAUAUUGUAACAAAUUCAAUAUCCUAGUCUUCAUUUGUAUGAAUGGUUUGUAUUGUACAUAAUUUAACCAGUGUUAUUUGAGCUGCUUACUAAUAUUAACUUGUAAUUGUCUCUCUGCUUGUUAUUGGUUAAAAACAAUCAAGGAAAUGAGGAAUCCAUUUUAUCAAUGUAGCUGUAAACUCCAUUAAAAGACAGAACUAUGUACAAAGCAUUUAUUCAGCUAAAGUAUUGUUGAAAGCUAUACAUAUACAACAUUACAGUCUGUCUGUAUUUAGAUAUUUUAUUUCCAGGGAAAAAAAUGAACUGUACAUAAAAAUAAAAAAUCUUAAAGUUGAGUUUCAA